ACAAACUUUGUGGUUCCUAUAAAGCUCAUACCUAAACGAUUCUCAUUUUGUAAAAUUCAUCAACAUUUUCUCUUCCAAAUUGUGUUUUAAAAAUUUCUUUCUCUCUUUUCAAACAAAAAAAUUCUAUGGAUAGCUCACAACUUCAUGUUGCUAUAGUCUCAAGCCCUGGAAUGGGUCAUUUAAUCCCAGUUCUAGUCUUAGGCAACCGAUUAGCCACUCACCAUAACAUCAAAAUUACAAUUCUUGCUAUCACAACCAGCUCUUCUUCAGCAGAAACUGAAUUUCUCAAGAAAUCCACUCUCACCAAUGAGAAAAAAACUAUAGAAAUAAUUCCCAUUCCUUCAGUCGAUAUUUCCCACCUAAUAAAUUCCAGUACUAAAGUUUUCACUCAAUUACGAGUAUUAGUCCGCGAAGCCUUGCCAAAAAUUCAUUCCACUAUAGCUUCCAUGACUCAUCGUCCAGAUGCUUUAAUUGUCGACAUUUUUUGCACACAAAUAUUGCCAAUUGCUGAAGAAUUUAACAUUUCUAAGUACGCGUACCAUCCAACUACUGCGUGGACAUUAGCGUUAGCUAUAUAUUGUCAAGUUUUUGACAAAGAAAUUGAGGGUGAAUAUGUUGAUCUUAAAGAACCUUUGAAAAUUUCAGGUUGCAAAGCAUUGCGACCUGAUGACGUGGUGGAUCCAUUGCUUGAUCGGAGUGAUCAGCAGUAUGAAGAGUAUGUUAAGCUAGGAAUGGAAUAUGCAGAUUUUGAUGGAAUCUUGAUUAAUACUUGGGAAGAUUUAGAACCUGAGACUAUCAAUGCACUUAGAUAUAAUGAGAAGUUGCGAUCACUUCUUAAAGUUCCAGUUUUCCCAAUUGGACCCUUGAGGAGAAAAGUUGAAAAAACUUCGAAUGACGAGGUGAUUCAAUGGUUAGACAAGCAAAAUAAUGAGUCAGUUCUAUUUGUAUCAUUUGGAAGUGGUGGAACCCUUUCAACUAAGCAAAUGACCGAGCUUGCAUGGGGUUUAGAAUUAAGCCGACAGAAAUUUGUUUGGGUUGUACGUCCCCCGUCCGACGGUGAUGCAGAUAGUGCCUAUCUGAACUCUACCGGAAAAGAGACACGUGGCAUGUCGGAAUACUUGCCGGAAGGGUUCAAAACUAGGACUAAAGAUAUGGGUUUGGUAGUGCCUAUGUGGGCCAAUCAAGUCGAAAUUUUGGGUCAUUCGUCAGUGGGUGGAUUUUUAACACAUUGUGGAUGGAAUUCAACAAUUGAGAGCCUAACAAAUGGGGUUCCAAUGAUUGCAUGGCCAUUACAUGCUGAACAAAAAAUGAACGCCGCCAUGUUGACGGAGGAGCUAGGGGUGGCGAUUCGGCCGGCGGUUUUGCCGACGAAGAAAUUGGUGGAGAGAGAGGAGAUUCAAGGGAUGGUGAGAAUUUUGAUGCAGACAAAAGAAGGAAAUCGUAUAAAGGGAAUGGCUAAGAAGUUAAAGAAGAGUGCAGAAAAUGCACUAAGUGAAGGUGGUUCAUCUUACAACUCCAUCUGUGAGCUUGUGAAGGAUAUUCGGAGCAGAUAGUUGUAAUCCCUUAAUUUAUUUGUAGAUGAACUCUUUUUUUCAACCAAGAAUAAAUUGUCUUUUUCAUGUAUGUCAAAUUAGGGCCAUCUUGUAAUAUUUUUGGACAUUCGAUAUCUGCUCGACUAA
Molecule: messenger RNA, 1679 nt
Organism: Nicotiana attenuata
Lineage: Eukaryota; Viridiplantae; Streptophyta; Magnoliopsida; Solanales; Solanaceae
Product: anthocyanidin 3-O-glucosyltransferase 5-like
Exons: 2
Coding region: 126-1553 (475 amino acids)
Molecular function (GO): UDP-glycosyltransferase activity
Source: RefSeq, a predicted model, not a curated record